Molecule: messenger RNA, 2346 nt
Organism: Quercus lobata
Lineage: Eukaryota; Viridiplantae; Streptophyta; Magnoliopsida; Fagales; Fagaceae
Product: sieve element occlusion protein
Exons: 7
Coding region: 233-2296 (687 amino acids)
Biological process (GO): phloem development
Source: RefSeq, a predicted model, not a curated record
UCCUUCACUCCUUUCAGUGAUCAGUCACUCUAUCAACACACACGCAAAACAUAUGCAGUGAUGCCAUUGCCACUGGAAUAUAUUAAAUGGUUAUUUGCUCAAGCAAAGAACUACUUUUAUUUUCAUCCGUCACCUUUUUCCAUAUGCGACCCCAUGAAUAUCUUAGAAGUAUGUUUGUAAGCUCAUAUAAUAUCUCAAUCCACAAGAACACAGUACCAUCGUUACUUCAGCCAUGAACUUUCUUGGGAGUGACCCCUUCUGGAGGUCAUCAUCAUAUUCAGAUGAAGAUAUCCAGAUAAAGAAGCUACUCCUUACUCAUGACCCUGAUGGCCGCUGUCUUGAUUCUGAGCUAUUGCUGCGUGCAAUACAGUACAUCAUCCUUUAUUCAGAAGUACCACUUACCCCUCUGGUUUCUGAUCUACAAUUUGAUGCCAUGGCAAUAAGUGAUGAAAGUAACAUUGAAGCAAAUAGUUCCAAAGAACCGCUUGGGCAUGUCAUUUAUAAGAUUUCACUACAAAUGCGCUGCAAGUGGCCUGGUGAAGAUGAUCUACACAUGAGGACGAUGUUUUUGUUUGAUUUGCUAGGAAAAUAUAAAUGGGAUGCAAAGAUGGUUAUAGUACUUGCAGCAUUUGCAACAAACUAUGGAGAAUUUUGGCUCCUAAGGGAGCUGUGUCCUCAUAAUCCUUUGGCAGUAUCAGUUGCAAUGCUUAAGCAGUUGCCUAAUGACUUGAGCACAUUGAAGCCUCGAUUUAAGGCAUUGAACUUUUUGGUUAAGAAUAUGGUGGAUGUGACUAAGUGUAUCAUUAAGUUUGAAGGCUUGCCACUUUCUCAUGUAGAGCUGGAUAAGGAAGUGGAUGUUACAAAGUCUUACAUUUAUGUGUCCGCUUACUGGGUCACUAGAAGUGCCUUGGCAUGCUCUUCUCUAAUCACAGAUUUGAUCGCCAUGAAACCUGAGCAAGUGAAUUUGGAUUCAACAAUAAUUGCAACAUGGGAGCUAUUAAGUUUGGUUUGUAGAUCAAGCAGCAUAUGGAGUCACCUCAGACAGCAGGUGGAUUUGUGUCAUGAACAAAUAGAGACAAAGUUGUGUCAGAAGCUAUUAGAACUCUUUAAGGAGUCCCCCCCAAUCAACAAUCAAGAGGUGCUCCAUAUGCUAUUUGCUUCAAAGGAUGCCCUGCCAUUUAAAGAUUGCUCCUCACAAGCAAAGCUUGGUGUAUCUGAACUGGAAAACAAGGUAGUUGUGCUCUUGAUCUCAAAGCCAGAGCUCCUCCCAAUAGAGGAAUUACUUUUCCUAGUUCAGCAAACAUAUGAUCACCCUCUCAAUAAGAACUACAAGGGAAAGUAUGAGAUUGUAUGGUUUCCCAUUUCGUAUUCUGAUACAUGGACUGAUGAUGAGGUGAGAUGUUUUAACUUUUUCUCAAACUAUUUGCCAUGGUACUCUAUUCGCCAACCAUGGUUACAUAGCUCAGCAGUGGUGAACUCUAUGAAACAAGCAUGGAACUACAAGAGUGAACCACUCAUGGUAGUGCUGGAUUCAAGAGGGAUGGUUACCAACUCAAAUGCAAUUGACAUGGUAAUUAGCUGGGGUGCCUGGGCUUACCCCUUUUCAGCUUCAAGAGAAGAGCAGCUCUGGGAGGAGCAGAACUGGACAAUGCAACUUUUGAUUGAUAAUAUUGACCCCCUACUUGCUAGUUGGGUAGAAGAAAACAGAGACAUUUGCAUUUAUGGAAGUGAGAACCAAGAAUGGAUUCGAGAAUUCAUCUCUAAAAUGAAGGAAAUAAAAAGCACAGGCGUGCAGUUUGAGAUGGUGUAUGUAGGCAACAGGAACAGACCAGAUGAUCAUGUGAAGAACAUUUUGGCCAGCAUUGCAGAAGAAAAGCUUACUGGUUCUCUCUCUUUAACAACAACUCAAUUCUUUUGGCUUCGGUUGGAGAGUAUGAGAAGGUCAAAACUCCGGCUUAGAAAGACAGCCGAUAAUGAUCAUAUUCUAGAUGAGGUUUCAGCAUUGCUGGACUUUAGUGAUAGUGGUUGGGCAGUAAUAGGAAAAGGGUCUUCCACAGAUAUUGUGCAGCUUCAAGGAAAAGAACUAAUGCAACGCUUGAACCUUUUUUCACAGUGGGGAAACAAUGUGGCAAAACUGGGAUUCUCGGGUGCCAUUAGGAGUGCCCUUGAGCCUUCUUCUUUACCUGGGCCUUGCAGUCACUCCACUGUCAUUCCUUAUGCUGAGGGAUUGACUGAAGGAACUGUAAUUUGUGAGAAAUGUAAGCGUCCCAUGAAGAAGUUUUUUGUAUAUGAAUGAAAUGUAAUGUUAUAGGUGUUUUAACCAAAGAUUUGUCCAACUGCAGUGAA